Molecule: messenger RNA, 759 nt
Organism: Arctia plantaginis
Lineage: Eukaryota; Metazoa; Arthropoda; Insecta; Lepidoptera; Erebidae
Source: the annotation of a GenBank genome assembly
AUGUCUUCAUGGAAAAAGGCCGCAAAGGCCAACCAGAAGACGCACAAAGAGCGUCACCAGCCGGCAUCCCGCAAACAUUUAGGUCUACUAGAAAAGAAAAAAGAUUACAAGAAGCGCGCUGACGUCUAUCAUGAGAAGGGCGAGACAUUAAAGCUUCUACGCAAAAGAACUCUUGACAAGAAUCCUGAUGAGUUCUACUACCAUAUGAUAAAUUCUAGGGUAAAAGAUGGGGAGCAUCAUGAAAUGGAGAAAGAAGAUGAGCAUUCAAAAGAACAGGUGAAGCUGAUGCAGACACAAGAUAUCAAGUACAUUAAUAUGAAAAGAACUAUUGAAAGCAGAAGGAUCAACAGGCUACAGGCACAACUGCAUAUGACAGAUGUAGCUGAUGCAACUCCAAACACUCACAUAUUUUUUGUUGAUGAGGGAGAAGAAAAAGACUUUGAUUUAGCCAAGAGACUGGAUACACACCCUGCACUACUUGGCAGAAAAUCAAACAGACCCAGAUUGUCAGAUUUGGAUAAAAUUGUACUGCCCGAAUUAGACGAUGAGACUUUAGAAUCUAUGAAAAAGCAGAAGGCUAAAGUAUACCAGGAACUAUCUAAGCGGAUAGAGAGAGAGAAAGAGUUAAUGGUGAUUCAACAGAAGAUGGAAUUAAAACGUCACCUACAGGAUGUUAAGGUUAUGAAACCAAAGAGACUGGCACAUGGCACUAAAAGUGCAGCUCCGGUUUAUAAAUUCCAGUAUAUCAGGAAAAAAUAA